AUGGCUCAGCUCACACCAGUCCACUUCUUUUCCCAUGGGUCAACCAUGAUGCUUGGAGAGGAAUCCGAAGCAGCAGAUUACUGGAAGAAAGCUGGUGAUCAGGCAUUGGCCAACAAGAUCAAGGGUGUUGUCAUGAUGGGAGCCCAUUGGGAUGCUCUCGGGGAUCGAAUCGAAGUCGCUACGAACCCUCAGCCUGGAAAAUCUCCUGUCGCAUACGUCCACCCUUCAAAAUACGUCGACUACAAGCUUAACCCCGACCUGGAGACGGCCGAGCGAUGCAUCUCGCUGCUUUCGAAGGCGGGAUUUGAUGUCUCUGGAAACCCGACCUUCGAGUGGAUCCAUGAUACGUAUCUUAUCUUGAUCCGCAUGUUUCCCAACGGCUGUCCGCCCACUACUCUCAUCUCCAUGAACGGUCGCUUCGACCCGCACUACCAUAUGAAAGUCGGCCAAGCACUGCGAUGUUUGAGGAGUGAAGGAUAUCUCAUCAUCGGAUCCGGUGGAGCCGUACACAAUCUCUACCGCAACAUCUGGGGUCCGAUGGUCAAGUAUACGGACAAUUUCGGGCAAGAAACGCCUCCGGAGCCGUGGGCCUUGGAGUUUCGACAAGCAGUCGAGGAUGCGAUUAAGAACAAUACGGGGCCUCAUCUCCGACGCGCAAUGACGCGACUGAUGAAGCACCCGCUCUACAGAGAUGCGCAUGCGACAGAUGAUCACUUCAUGGCUGCGGUGUUUGUCGCUGGUGCUGUUGGCGACGAAGAGGAUGAGGGAGUGUAUGGGGAGCUCAAGGCGGAGACAUGGGAGUUGACAAACAUGUGUAAUAGCCAAUUCACGUUUGGGAGUUGGCCAAGGACAGUUGCAACCGCAUAG
Fusarium keratoplasticum is the source of this 867-nucleotide messenger RNA. RefSeq names its product LigB domain-containing protein. Lineage: Eukaryota; Fungi; Ascomycota; Sordariomycetes; Hypocreales; Nectriaceae. The record is from RefSeq and is a predicted model, not a curated record. Bases 1 to 867 code for a protein of 288 amino acids. Gene Ontology annotation, molecular function: oxidoreductase activity, acting on single donors with incorporation of molecular oxygen; ferrous iron binding; zinc ion binding. The transcript has 3 exons.